AUGUCUCUGAAUGGAGUUCCACAAGAGGGGUAUUUGGGGUCAUAUGUCCCAGAACAAGACAAAAAAAUACAAAGCAUCUGGCAGAGAAUGACAAUUAAAGAGGGGUUCCAAAUACAUUUGACAAAAACUCGCUAUCCGUUGACGAACCUACCUUUUAGACUGUUAAAAGACAACCAAAGGAAAGUGGGCAUGAUCGCUGCCAAAUUUAUUCAGCCUGGCAUUGUCAAGAAUUUACCAGAACAAAAUGUCAAUUAUUUUCCAAACAUGUUCAUUAUUCAUGGCACAACACAACACAACACAACAAAGCACUACACAGCACUACACAGCACUACACAGCACUACACAGCACUACACAGCACUACACAGCACUACACAGCACUACACAGCACUACACAGCACUACACAGCACUACAUAGCACAGCACUACAUAGCACAGCACUACACAGCACUACACAGCACUACAUAGCACAUCACUGCACAGCACUACACAACACUACAUAG
Phycomyces blakesleeanus NRRL 1555(-) is the source of this 501-nucleotide messenger RNA. RefSeq lists its product as hypothetical. The transcript has a single exon. Bases 1 to 501 code for a protein of 166 amino acids. The record is from RefSeq and is a predicted model, not a curated record. NCBI's taxonomy places the organism in Eukaryota, Fungi, Mucoromycota, Mucoromycetes, Mucorales, Phycomycetaceae.